This is a messenger RNA of Racocetra fulgida, 181 nucleotides long. The record is from the annotation of a GenBank genome assembly. NCBI's taxonomy places the organism in Eukaryota, Fungi, Glomeromycota, Glomeromycetes, Diversisporales, Gigasporaceae.
UAUCAUGACUUCAAAGUUGAAGAUUUAGUCCUCAUCGCAUACUCUGAUAUCGCUGCAUCAAGAUUUGUAAAAUUUGAAGAAAAAUUUAAAGGCCCUUAUUAUAUUUAUAAAAAAUUAAGAAAUAGUGUUUAUAAACUACAAACUAGAGAGUAUAGCAAAGUUUUUAAGGCAUAUUUUAAUA